Messenger RNA from Lodderomyces theae, 4056 nucleotides. RefSeq names its product cyclin-dependent serine/threonine protein kinase (gene CRK1). The record is from RefSeq and is a predicted model, not a curated record. NCBI's taxonomy places the organism in Eukaryota, Fungi, Ascomycota, Pichiomycetes, Serinales, Debaryomycetaceae. The transcript is spliced from 3 exons. Gene Ontology annotation, cellular component: high-affinity iron permease complex; plasma membrane; fungal-type vacuole membrane. Gene Ontology annotation, molecular function: ATP binding; ferrous iron transmembrane transporter activity; protein kinase activity. The coding region runs from base 1 to 4056 and encodes 1351 amino acids. Gene Ontology annotation, biological process: protein phosphorylation; iron ion transmembrane transport.
AUGUCUUUUAUUCAGAAUUACCACCGACAGGCAAGUGAAACGCAUGAACAGUCAGGAGCAGUAACGGAAGAGCGUGAAAGUGGCGAUCUUUCCGCAGAUCCAAUUCCAGAAAUGUCGAAAUUGGAUCAGUAUGAAAUGAUACAAAAGUUGGGACAAGGGACGUUUGGGGUUGUACAGAAAGCUCGAAACAAACGCACGGGGGAAAUAGUGGCAAUAAAACAACUUUUGAAUCAUCUGGCGAAAGAGGGUUUCCCUAUUACAGCCAUGAGGGAAAUAACUAUCUUGAAACAGCUCGAUCAUCAUAACAUUUUGAAUAUCGUGGACAUAAUAUUUGGAGAGCCAGAGGUGACGAAUCCAGCCGACGUUGUCACGCAACGUGGAUCGUUCUACACAGUUGCCCCUUAUAUGACUAGCGAUUUGGUUGGAAUUUUGGAGAACCCCGAAGUGAGUUUAGCGCUUAGUGAGAUAAAGUGUAUCAUGAUGCAACUACUACAAGGGUUACAAUACAUACAUGAACAAAACUAUUUACACAGAGACAUAAAAGCUGCCAAUAUAUUGAUAGAUAGCAAGGGAAUUUUGAAAAUCGCAGAUUUUGGGUUGGCUAGAUUUUACCAUGGGGAUGUUCCGAGAUUGGGUAUGGGCCCGGGUGGUGGAGAGAAAGAUUACACUGCACUAGUUGUCACUCGAUGGUACCGCCCACCAGAACUUUUGUUAGGAGAGAGAAAGUACACCACUGCUGUUGAUCUCUGGGGUGUUGGAUGCGUGUUUGCUGAACUAUUCACACGUAAACCUAUACUUGUUGGCAAAAGCGACGUCCACCAAGCUCAGUUAAUCUUUGAGCUCAUUGGGUCACCAGAAAACUGGGAACAGGCAGCAAAAUUGCCAAAUAAGUCGCAUUUCAAUGUUGGCUUGGGCUGCAAGCGGAGUCUAGAGAGAAGAUUCGAAUCGAUGAUGCCUCAUUCGGCUGUACAGCUAUUGAGUGGAUUACUAACUCUUGACCCUUACAAAAGAGUGAACUCUUUAGAUGCCUUAAACCACGAGUUCUUUAAAUGCGACCCAUUACCAUCGCGCCCAGAGGAAAUGCCCCAAUUUGGGGAAUGCCACGAAAUCGAUAAGGAGAGGUUUAAGAAGCUAAAAGAAAGCAAUCACAUGGUGCUGAAACAAGAGCCUAAGGUGCAUCUCAAAGAUACUCGAUUUGAUCGUGAUGAAUACAUACCGGCGAAUGCAAGAGUAGCCCAACGUGGUGGUUACGAUGAUUACGGAGAAACUUACGCACGUCGUACUCAUUCAAGACAAGCCCAUGAAAGCAAUGAAUAUCCUGUUGAUGAGAAAAGGCACAUUCAAAGACGUUAUCCAGUCAGGAGCUACAAUGAUGAUCGAGAUUCCAGAACUCAAGAUGCUUGGAGGAAAGACGAGUACGAUGUUUAUGACUACGAAAACGAGAGACCACAUCACAAAAGCUUGGACUACAGGAUAUCUAGAGGUUUCGAAAACCAACAGGUGUACUCAUAUGUACCGCGACUGGAAUUGAACGAUGCACAGCAUUCCAAAUGGAAUUCCCCGCGACCUUUGAGUAGAGGAGAGAACCGGCUGUACGGGCAUUCCGUGAACCAAAAUAACAUUGGAGGAGUGAAUUAUUCAGAAAGUAGAUCAAUGUCAAGACUCCAUGGCGCACCUAGAGACGCGUUGCUUAAAGAAAGGAGUCGCGAACCGGAAAGAGAUUCUUUUACGCAAGAGAAUUGGAAAAGUAUUGAAGUUGAUAAACUCAAGGGUGAUUUGAAGAUGGGUGAUAUUGAUGCAACAGUGGACUCGAGCCUUCAAGUUUCCUCGGAUGUUUCCAUGGCGAUUGGUUUUAAAAAAAAUGGUUCAGAUGACGGUGUGAAGGAGAAAGAAGGUGAAAAGGGAAAUGAGAAAGAUGUUGAGGAGAAAGAAAUUGAUAAGGACAAGGAGAAAGAUGCUGAAAAGAAGGAAAUUGAUAAGGACAAAGGAGUUUACAAGGAGAAAGAGGUUGAGAAGGAGCAAGUUGUGGACGAUGUUCCCGCUCUGCGUGAGUCAUGGAGUAGAUGCGACCACAUUUCUCACGAAAGGGGAAGGAUAAGCGAGACGAUUGAAACAAGAACCUCACCACAAAAAUUUGUUGACUAUGGCAACACAAAAUGUCAAAGAGACUUUGUCAGUAGUUGCAGUAGUACUGCAGACAGAGAACCGUCUAAUGACAGACGCCAAGAUGACGCCACAAAUGUAUCAGGGAAGGUUGCAGAGAAUACUACUCGGGACAUGAAUAUAAAGGAGACAGCGGGUGACCAACUUCAAGGGAAAUCUGCGAUCAAGGAUCUUUGCGUCCAAGAGAGCAAGCCGGUCAGCGAGAAAAAUCCAAGCUCAGAUAACGUUUUCGAGGAAAGCGAAACGAAUGCAGACAAAACAUUUAUAAACAAGGCGACAAAGGAUCAAAAAACGCAGGAACUGCAUGGCUCCAGUUUCGAGCCUCAAAUAUUGGAGACUACGAAGGAAAAGGUGGGAAGUGCAGUUGAUUUGAAUAAGAACCCUCGUAGGGAAGAUUUCAACAUCAAGAGCCAAACCCGAGUGUUGCCUUAUGUACAUGGCGGUUUAAGUGAGAGAGUAACGAGCUUUAGAAGUAGUUCGAACCCUCCAGCAUCACCUUUUUUGAAGGAUUUGAAAACCAAUAAAGGAAUUACAAACGCUAGCAAUUUAAAUGCGGAGAAAAUAGAUACACCAGAACUUGUGGUCGCAAGCCCCUCCAAAGGCGUUGAACCAGGAAAAACAAAACUUUUUGCAACAACCACUUCGGAAGCAAGUCGAAGUAGUCGCCUUGGUGGUUCUAGAGAGCCCAUCAAGACGGACUUGUUCGGUAAAACGAAGACAAACUCAUUGCCCAUUAACCCACCUAGGUUGUCGGUUGCAAGGAACAGUGCAAGGGCUGCAAAUGGAAAUCUGACCAAGAGAGGAUUAGUGAGCAAUGUCCUACGAGCUGUCUUGAGGGAAACCUUGGAGUCUGCCAUCAUUAUAUCUGUCCUCUUGUCAUUUGUGCAUCAAACAUUUUACAACGACGAUGGAAAGAGAUCGAAUAGCCAUCAAGGUCAGUAUCAGGCCAUACCGCUGGACUCAUCUUUGCUGUCGGAAGAAGUACAACACUUUGAAGCAAAAUCAGUGGACAAGAAAUUGGGUCGCGCGCUAAAGUUGCAAAUCUGGCUCGGUGGAUUGUUAGGACUAGCUGUCUGUUUGUGUAUUGGUGGCUGUAUCCUAGUAGUGUUUUACAAACUAGGCAGCGAUUUGUGGUCCAUUGCAGAACACUAUUGGGAAGGUACAUUUUCUAUCCUUGCCAGCGUCAUCAUCUCCGUUAUGGGUAUUCAAAUCCUUCGGGUUAACAAAAUGCAGGAAAAAUGGAAGGUCAAGUUGGGAAGACUUUUGCAGCUGUCAGUACAUUUCAAUCAGCUGAUUGUUCCCUCUCCCAGGAAUCCCGAGACCAGUUGGCUUGUUCAGCUAGAGUUGUUGACCGAGAAGUACAACAUGGUGAUUUUGCCGUUCGUUACAACAUUAAGGGAAGGACUUGAGGCGAUUGUAUUCAUUGGUGGGAUUGGAGUCAACAAAGACACUUCCAUAUGGGCCAUCAUAAAUGCUGCUGUGAUUGCACUUGCAGUCGGUACCUGUGUUGGUUGCGUAUUGUACAAAUCCGGUAACUCUCUAUCCUUACAAUGGUUUCUCAUAUCUUCCACAUGCUUUUUAUACUUGGUUGCAGCCGGAUUGUUUUCGAAAGGUGUGUGGAGUUUUGAGCUUCAGCAAUUUAUCAAUCAAUGCGGUGGAAUGGAUGUCAGUGAAACCGGGCAUGGACCAGGCUCUUACGAUAUCACGAAAAGCGUGUGGCACGUUAACUGUUGUAAUGGCGAGAUGCAAGAGGAUGGGGCUUUUUGGAUGCUUUUGACGGCGAUAAUUGGUUGGACCAACUCGGCCACUCCCAUUACUGUGGCAACGCAAUCGCAUAAGGAAGAGGAGGCUGUUGCAUACAUUGCUAAACAACCCACAGGUAUAUGGUCGUGA